Cyphellophora attinorum is the source of this 492-nucleotide messenger RNA. RefSeq lists its product as uncharacterized. Bases 1 to 492 code for a protein of 163 amino acids. NCBI's taxonomy places the organism in Eukaryota, Fungi, Ascomycota, Eurotiomycetes, Chaetothyriales, Cyphellophoraceae. The record is from RefSeq and is a predicted model, not a curated record. The transcript is spliced from 2 exons.
AUGUCUCAAGCUCUCUCUGCGCCACCAUGGGAUAAGCCCGAACCGAACCUCGCCAGCAUGCCGACCGAGAUCAUGGAGAAAAUUAUUGGUUACGCCGUUCCGCACUACUUCACAAUCAACGCAAUGUAUCGCGAAAAAAGCCGAAAGCAACAUAACCCGUUCAAAUGGGAGCCAUCGUACCUCCCUAAUCUCCUCCUGGUCUCCAAAUCCAUUGGUAAUACUGCUCGCAAGGUCUUCUCCGAACGCGUCAAAUUCAGUCUCUGGCUCCGAAUGGAGACUCUCGACUAUGCGCCCCUCUUCCAUCCUUCGCCUUAUUUCUGGGACAAAAUGCCGGCUGUUGUUGGGAGGAAGCUCGAGAAGCAUUUCAAGACGGUGUUCGCGAGGGGUGGACAGGUCACAACGGCUAACUCUGGUCUGGUCGCGAGGUUGAAAGCGGGUGCUGGAGAUGACUGGUCUCCUCAAUGGACCUCCGUGGACAAUUGGCCCCAUUGA